Molecule: messenger RNA, 243 nt
Organism: Microthlaspi erraticum
Lineage: Eukaryota; Viridiplantae; Streptophyta; Magnoliopsida; Brassicales; Brassicaceae
Source: the annotation of a GenBank genome assembly
AUGUUUAUCCGUUUCGUUCUUCCGAUUCCACAGUCUUUUCGGAUUCCGAUGAUCGUUUCUGUUAUCAAUGCUGAAAAGGCAGUGACGAGUGACAAGAGAGACAGAUCUUAUGAAAGGAUCAAGAUGUUGAGGAAUGCGGCGUAUUUCCAGAGCCUUGCUGUGAUGAGGAAAGCUGCGUCUGGAAACGUUAGAGAUCUUGAAGUGUUUGCCAGCUCUGAGAUUCAUGACUCAAUGGAACAAUGA